AUGCGUGCACAUACCGGUCAGAAGCCUUACGGAUGUGCGCAUUGCGGCAAAGCUUUCGCCGACCGAAGUGUCAAAAAACAUGAAUGUUCGAGUUGUGGCAAACUGUUCGCGUUGAAGAGCUAUUUGAACAAGCACAUUGAACUCGUAUGUCCGGCCCAACGAUCAACGAUACGUCUACCGCGAUCGUCUCCGUUGAAUCGGAUUCAGCAUCAUCAUAACGAUUUUCUUGACAUGAAUCAUUUGCAACUGGAACAAUCGCCCGGUGCUGCCGAGCACCAGCUAGGCAUUUAUUCGUUGGCAACGUCUAAUCACUGUAUUGUUUAG
Molecule: messenger RNA, 324 nt
Organism: Anisakis simplex (herring worm)
Lineage: Eukaryota; Metazoa; Nematoda; Chromadorea; Rhabditida; Anisakidae
Source: the annotation of a GenBank genome assembly